Siniperca chuatsi (mandarin fish) is the source of this 1742-nucleotide messenger RNA. Its product is annotated as GTPase IMAP family member 9-like. Gene Ontology annotation, molecular function: GTP binding. The transcript is spliced from 4 exons. The record is from RefSeq and is a predicted model, not a curated record. Lineage: Eukaryota; Metazoa; Chordata; Actinopteri; Centrarchiformes; Sinipercidae. The coding region runs from base 400 to 1428 and encodes 342 amino acids.
AUCACAAAUAGCAGUUUGGCAGCAGAGCAUAAAAAACAGGACAGACGAGACCAAACCAUAGACUGUAUAAAACAUGGACGUAGUCUCCAUAGGUUUCUUUAAAGCCACUUUGAAGCUCAAAGUGGGCGUCACCAGCCGUGGCCAUCUUGGCAGCGCGUCACUCGGCCCAACUCCCAGAUAACCAAAAAUGGGCAAAGAGGUGGAGCGCGGGUGGAGCUGAGGUGCCCGGUUGCUGAAAAACACCCACCUAGCUCGAAGUUAUCAAGCUAGCUAAGGCUAAGAAGCUAGGCUAUAUGCUACUCUACGUUGCUAGCCGGCUAACCCUGUGGUAUGCGGUUGGUGGUCUACGGCUGGUACCCAGUCGUCAUCCCAGCUUACUCUUGAGUCCUUGUUGGGGUCAUGGCCACCUGUGAAGCCUCCACCACGCCUGCUACACACAGCAUAAACUUGUGGAUCAUUGGGUUCAGUGGUGCCACAGAUCCAAAUGAAAGGAGGAUUGUUCUAGUCGGGAAGACCGGAGUGGGGAAGAGCGCUGCGGGAAACACCAUCCUGGGGAGAGAAGCGUUCGAGUCUGAACUAUCUCCGUCUUCCCAGACGUCUGAAUGCCAGAAAGCCAAGGGGUCCGUCGAAGGUCGAAAGGUCGCCGUCAUCGACACUCCAGGGCUGUUUGACACUAAUUUCACCCAAGAAGAAGUGUUGAAGAGGAUCAAGAUCUGCAUCUCUCUGUCUGCUCCUGGUCCUCACGCCUUCCUGGUAGUUCUUCAGCUGGGCAGAUUCACGCAGGAGGAGAAGGAAACCGUGAAGAUGAUUCAGACCACUUUUGGUGAAGAUGCAGAUAAAUACACAAUGGUGUUGUUCACACAUGGAGACCAGCUGGAGAAGCAAACCAUUGAGGGCUAUAUUUCACAGAGUCCUGACCUGAAAGCCAUCAUUCGGAAGUGCUACAAUCGAUACCAUGUCUGUAAUAACGUAAUCAAAGACCCUGAACAAACCAGUCAGCUCCUGGACAAAAUUGACAAGAUGACUAUGGCUAACGGUGGAGGCUACUACACCAACGAAAUGUUCAUGAGAGCAGAGGCAGCCAUAGAGAAGGAGAAACAGCGACUCCUGAAGGAGUCGGAAGCACGGAGGCAGAGAGAGCUGGAUGAACUGAAAGCCAAAUAUGUAGAGGAGGCCUACCGCAAGGAGGAGAAGCGGCUGCAUAGCAGAUAUGAGUAUGACGCCAGAGCUCGAGCUGAAAGAUCAAAUGAGUUUGUCGCUGCUCCGGUAAUAGCUAUAGCAACAGCCUGUGGUGCUGCUGUCGGCGGUCUGCUCGGAAUUGCAGCAGGUCCAAUUGGUUUGGUAGUUGGAGUCGCAGCUGGAGCGGCUGCUGGAGCGGCUGUUGGUGCUUUAUCGAUAAGAGUCUCAGAGCAUUGCCAUGUGCAAUAAAGACAUUACAAUACGCAGUUAAAUGAUGAUGUUUAUAUUUGAUUAUUUUCCAGGAAAAAUACAGUCCUCUAGUCUAGUGUAAUCUGCAGUUUCUUCUUAGUAAACUCUUUGCACAAAUAAUUUGCAUUACAGAUGACUCUAAUAAUCACUUUUUGUCAAUAAUUGAAAUAUUUUGUACCUGGAAUAUGUAGAGCUAAUCGACUUGUAUUAUGCUGCGUCUUGACUGUGUAAUAUUUGCGUUUUAUAAUUAAAAUCAUUAAUGUAUUUACCAUGAUGUACAUGUGUAGCAUCUAAAUAAACAAUGUUAAACUGUA